Messenger RNA from Prunus dulcis (almond), 590 nucleotides. RefSeq names its product histidine-containing phosphotransfer protein 5-like. Gene Ontology annotation, biological process: cytokinin-activated signaling pathway; phosphorelay signal transduction system; phosphorylation. Gene Ontology annotation, cellular component: nucleus; cytoplasm. The record is from RefSeq and is a predicted model, not a curated record. Bases 42 to 590 code for a protein of 182 amino acids. Lineage: Eukaryota; Viridiplantae; Streptophyta; Magnoliopsida; Rosales; Rosaceae. Gene Ontology annotation, molecular function: histidine phosphotransfer kinase activity; protein histidine kinase binding. The transcript is spliced from 6 exons.
UCUCUCUCUCUCAAAACAAAACAAAAAAGAAGAAGAAAAAAAUGUCUGGGAAGGAACUUGGCCAAGAGCUCAAGGAACUCGUCAGCUCCUUGCAAGACCAAGGAAUUUUGGACGAGCAAUUUGAUCAAAUGAAAGCAGUUCAGAAUGAACAAAAUCCUUGCUUUGUUGUGAAUUUGAUCACCACAUUCCUUGGUGAUGCUGAAAAUAUUUUGGCACAACUCAGGACAUAUCUGAGUGCUGAGGAUCCUGAUGAAGUCAACUAUCCCCAGGUGGCAACUCUUGCCCUCACGCUCAAGGGAAGUAGCUCAAGUGUUGGUGGUUGCCGGAUGGCGUUAGCCUGUAGCCAGCUCCGAGAUGUAAGCGAUGUAAAUGACCAUGAAGGGUGCAUUAUUUUUCUUGACCUUAUUAACCAACAGUUUCUCAUCUUGCGGGAGAAUCUGAAUCACAUUGUUCAGGGCAUUUUGAACGACUACUUUGACGAACUGAAAGGGUUACAAGAUGAAAACGAUCCUUGCUUUGUCCAUGAAUGUAUCACCAUCUUCCUUUGUGAAGCUCAAGAUUACAGAGCAGAGCUCACAACAAAUUUGUAA